UUUUAAACAAAUUUCUAUAUAAGAUAAUGUAUAAGUUUGAGCACAUUUAUCCAAAAACACGGACCAAUCCGUACUAACUGAAAAACUAAAAUUGAACUGAAUUGCAUAAAUAAUAGAGCAAACCAUAUAUCUAUGACUGAAAAAUUGAAACUAAACCGAGAACCAAAUGAGUAUCUGAAUUUUCAAAUAAAAAUUAUAUAUUUAAAAAUAUUAAUUACAUUCAAUUUUAAAAACCAAAUAUCCUAAAAAUACUAUUUAUAAACCGGAUAACUCGAAAACUUGAAUUACCCGAAUAUUUUUAUUUGGUUUAUAAAUAAUUUAGUUAACCAAAAGUAUAAAUUAUGUAUAUAAUUAUUUUUUUAAAUAUAUAUAUAACUAUGUUUAAUAUAACACAUAGUAUCAAAACUAUUUUCAAAAUAAUAUUAUGUUUUAAAAUAAGUGGAUUUUGUUCUAAAACACAAUUCUAUUGCUAACCUAUUUUAAAAUAUCAAUAUAGUGUUAAUAAAUAACAAUGUGUUUUUAAAGUUUUUAGAAGUUAUUACUAACCGAUUUAUAAUUGGUUAGACUAAAUAUUUAACGGAACCAAAGAUAAAUAGCCAUUUUCUGAAAAUAUAGGAGAUGGAAAGAUUGAACCGGUUUUAUGUAGACCAUAAUCAUAUAUAUGGAUUCGUAUAAGAACUGGCUUGGUAUUAAAUGGUACAACCAAUUUGGAAUAUUAAGUUGUGACAAACAUCGUUUAGUUUGUGAAUGAUAAUGUUGAAGUGUUUAUAUAUAUAUAACAUGGUUAAUGAAAUCAGUUUAGUUAAUAAAAUUGGUAUAAAAUAAUGGUUGAUCUCUGUAAAAGAUGCAAUUUGUUUUACAAUAGAUAUUGUAUUAUGUUUAUAGUCUCCGAAGGUAUUUACUAUUAAAUAAAUCACAAGUAACCAUAUAUACAAAUAUAGGGUAGAUAUUAUUUAAUAAUAACAUAAAAUAAUUAUGAUGGAAUAAUGUGUAUAUAGUAAAUGUAUAUGUAGAGAAUUAGGUUAGUAUCAUUUUUUAUGACUAAUUUGUUUUAAUGAAGAAUAAUGAAGUUAAUAGUAUGAAAAAUAAUAGGAAUUCUAGUUAAAUGAAAUGGUCCAACUAUGACUUGUUUUAAGUAGAUUUUUUAGGACUCUUUCCCUUUUAAUAGUAUUGAUUAAAUAGUUGAUCAAAAAGUAUUUAUAAGAAGGGUUGACAUCAUUAAACCCCUUUUACUUCUAUAACCCACCCUCAUUUCCUAUAUAUAUUGUUUCUGGACCAAGGAAAGAACGAUAAUAAUAGUGCCAAAAGAUAUCAUUUAAACCGUAAAUUACCAGUUUUAAAAUCAUGCAACAGAGACGACACUCACCAACGUUAAUAAUAAUAAUAAUACUGUCGUCCAUAAAGACAUAUUACAAACACAGAUCGUUUCCAUCUCCCCACAUAUUCCGAAAUUAAAUGUUGAUGUGAUAUAUACAUAAUAAAUUCAUUAAGUUAAAAGUCAUCGUUUGAUUACAAAAUAUGCGUACUUGCUCAUCAGUUAAAUUAAUCAAUACCGACGAUCUCAACUGAUAUUAACAACAUCGAUAUAUCCAACAGUUCUAACCUCGUAUAACCAUAGUUUAAAGUAAGUUCAAUUUGCUGUUUAAAUAUUGAAUAUUUAAUACUGUAAUCUGCCUAGAAAUAAUCAUAUGUUCCUGAAUCACCAACAUCAUUCUCAGCAUCACAUGCUUUCGUAAUCUUCACCUUAGUUAUUUCUUCCUCUUCUUAAUCGAUCAAUGUUAGAACUAUAACCUUAUAGCUCAUCAACCAUAUAUAAUUCUAUUUACUUCUUUCCCAAGGAAACAUCUUACAGAGAAUCCAAAAGCUAAAAUCAUUGUUGAUGGAGACCUUUGUCUUCAUCUGGCUACUCUUCAUCUGCUUCACACACUUGGCUUCAUCCAUAACUCAAGACUUCUCCUUCGUUGGCUUCAAAAACGCUUCUCCUAAUCUAAUCUUGUCCGGAGUUGCGGGGAUAGCCGACACAGGAGCUCUCAGGCUCACAACAGACACAAGUCGCAUGACCGGUCACGCCUUCUACUCCUCACCAAUCCGGUUCAAGCCACCCGGUCAGAACCGAACUCUCUCCUUCUCCACCUCUUUUGUAAUAGUCAUGGUUCCAGAAUACGUCACCCUUGGAGGCCACGGACUUGCCUUCGCCAUCACGUCAACUCCAGAUCUCCAAAAUUCUCUUCCUAGCCAGUACCUAGGCCUUUGGAAUUCAAGCCGAGCUAACUUCUCUAGCAACUUCUUAGCUGUGGAGUUUGAUACCGUCAGAGACUUGGACUUUGAUGAUAUCAAUGAUAACCAUGUUGGCAUCGAUAUAAACACUCUUGAAUCAAGUACUUCAACUCCAGCUGGCUAUUUUCUACCUAACUCAACCAAAAAGGAGCUUUUCUUAGACAGUGGUAGAGUGUUCCAAGCUUGGGUUGAUUAUGAUUCAGACAAGAAAAGGUUAGAUGUUAAGCUCUCUCCAAUCUCCGAGAAACCAACGUUGUCUCUUCUCUCUUACAAAGUAGAUCUGUCCUCUGUCUUUGGAGAUGAGAUGUAUGUUGGUUUCUCUGCUUCGACCGGUAUGCUAGCUAGUUCUCAUUACAUCUUAGGUUGGAACUUUAACAUGGGUGGAGAAGCUUUGUCUCUGUCUUUGCCAUCUCUCCCUCGGCUUCCACAUCCAAACAAGAACAAGAAGAGCCCUGGCUUGAUCCUUGGAGUGUCUCUCUCGUGUUCCCUGUUGAUAAUCACGGUUCUUGUCGCGGCAGCGAUGUUUUUUAUAAAAAGGGCAAAAGAUGAUGACAAAGUUGAAGAGUGGGAGCUUGAGUUUGGUCCGCAUAGGUUCGCUUAUAGAGAGCUGAAGAAAGCUACUAAUGGUUUUGGGGACAAGGAGCUUCUCGGGUCUGGUGGAUUUGGGAAAGUAUACAAAGGAAAGCUUCAAGAUUCAGACGAGUUUGUAGCUGUCAAGAGAAUCUCUCACGAGUCAAGACAAGGUGUGCGAGAGUUCAUGUCUGAGGUCUCAAGCAUUGGUCACCUCAGGCAUAGGAACCUUGUUCAGUUGCUAGGCUGGUGUCGAAGGAGACAAGAUCUGCUUCUGGUAUAUGAUUACAUGCCUAAUGGAAGCUUAGACAUGUACUUGUUCGACGAAAACCCUAAAGUUAUCUUGACGUGGAAGCAACGUUUCAAAAUUAUCAAAGGGGUUGCUUCUGGCUUACUUUACCUUCAUGAAGGAUGGGAACAAACGGUUAUUCACCGCGAUAUUAAAGCCGCAAACGUUUUGCUAGACGGUGAAAUGAACGGGCGGGUUGGAGAUUUCGGUCUUGCUAAGUUAUAUGAGCAUGGAUCGAACCCGGGAGCUACAAGAGUGGUUGGUACGUUUGGGUACUUAGCACCAGAACUUACUAAAUCAGGAAAGUUAACAACAAGCACUGAUGUUUACGCGUUUGGAGCGGUUCUGUUAGAAGUAACUUGCGGGAGAAGACCUAUAGAGACAAAUGCUUUACCGGAAGAGCUUGUAAUGGUUGAUUGGGUUUGGUCAAGGUGGCAAAGUGGAGACAUUAGAGGUGUUGUGGACAGGAGAUUGAACGGUGAGUUUGAUGAAGAGGAAGUGGUUAUGGUUAUCAAACUAGGGCUUCUAUGUUCUAACAACUCCCCAGAGGUUAGGCCUACGAUGAGACAAGUGGUUAUGUAUCUAGAGAAGCAGCAUCCGUCCCCGGAAGUUGUCCCUGCGCCUGAUUUUUUAGAUAAGAAUGAUAGCAUGUGUGUUGAUGAUGGAAGUGGUAAUGUUGGAGAGUUUGAGGAUUUUGUGGAUUCAGCUAGGUUUUUAAGUAGACCGCAUGAGACUACUACUUCGUCUAUAUUCUCAUCCGCCGAUAAAACUAAAACCGAUCGGAGAUGAUGGAUUUGGUUUCGUGUUCUUAUAACCGCAUUUUGGUAAUGUUUUGAGUUAAAAAAAUUUCACCUGACCAUGGAAAAUGUAAGUUGUAUGCUAGAAAGAAAUUUUGUUACCAAAAAAAGAACCUAGAAAGUAAACUAUUUUUCAUAUGUGAUGGUUUUCAUGAUAACUAGUUUGAGCUGUUCCUUAAAGGUUUUGAGUUGGUCGAGUUCAGCGUGUGGUGGUCAUUAGCUGAUUUUGCUUUGCCAUCACGGAUAGUUUUUGGAGAACCCAUCUCAUUUUCAGCAACAUCUAUAAGUAAUUAGCACAAAAAUGUUAUAUGUCAAUAAAUUGUUUUUUGUCAAGUCAAUCAGUUCUAGAUACCAAAAUUUGUAGAAUUUGCAUAUUAAGAAAUAAGAAUGGUAUAACUAACAGACAAACGGGAUGGAUGAUGAUGAUGCCUCCGAAAUGGUUUGAAAGUUUGGGUUUUGGAGACUUGUUAUGUUAUUAAAUGUAUCGAAAUCAAGAACUAGAGAACACAAAACAAACCAUGUAAUGGUUGAUAAUGAUGAUGAGUUUAUAAGAGUUUGACUAGAUUCAAGCUAAAUCAUCAGUUUCUUUCUUUCUUUUAACUGAAUCAUGAGUUGGUAUUUGAGGGAUACACACUUUGCAACUUCUCAAACCUGAAAAAAAGAUUGGCGAAUCAUUAAUUGUCUAUUACUGAAAAAAAUCAGAUUCAAAGACUGAAUGAAACAGUGAAACUAAAGACUGUCCAUAAUGAGUCUCCUGAGUGUCCUCUAAUCCUACGAUGUUCAUGCCACCAAAAUUUGGUAGGCCAUUAGGCCCAAAAUUUUAAGAAGUCUAUCUCCUCCUACAAGAGAUGCAAGCCCAUGCAGUUGUAGAAAUAGGUGAUGACUGACGCUUUGAUUCAGCUACUUUUAUUUUGCCUUAAGGCUAAAACACAAUCCAUUUUCACUUUUAUAAAGUAAGAAGUGAUGUAACCCCAAUAAUUACGAGCAAACUAGUACAAAAGAUUCCACAAAGUGAAAACAAUAGUGUUGCCUAACAAUCCAAAUCAAGCAUGCUAAUGAACAAUCAACAUUUAAUAAUCAUUUAGCAAAGAUCCUUUUCGAUUUGUAGGGAUGGCUGAUAAAGCACUUCAAAUUUCAAACUAAUCGUUGCACCGGUAACUAAACUAUCAUAAUUUGCCUCUUUUCUUUUUUUUUCCCCACUGAAGGAUUAUAUUAAAAGAUCAAAAAACAGAUCAGAGAUCAUACAAACAAUGACAUCAAGCUAGCGAGUUUAACCAACCCCCAGAGACAAAAGCCAGCAGAUAAAGGACAAUCUCUGGAGCCAAAAUCUAACAGAUUGAGAUUCAAUCCCUAAGAAACAAACUAAAACAACAAGGCUAACUUUAUAAAAAACAGAGAACCGAUCAUAGACUAUAAAUCAACACAAACAUCCAAGGAUCGUAGAUGUCAACAAGCAGAAAAGGUGAAGAAGGAGACAAGCGCCGGAACUCAUUAUACUGCUCCAACAACCAAGAGGAGCCACGAGCAAUCCGUAUGGAUACAACCAAGGGGGACGGAAUUCAAUUCAUGAUAUACUUAUUAUAUUUCUUAUAAUAUUUGUUACUUUUAUAUGUUUAAACACCAUUUAGAGAUUAAAGUGUUAUUAAUUCAGCGUUGCAAUGAUCAAUUAUCCCUCCAUAUAUUGCAAUGUUCGAUAGAACAAUCAAAUCGGCCCCGUUUGAAUUUUUAAAGAAACUAAUUUAUUUUAUUUUAUUUUGCCACAAAGUGUCAAAAGUGAAGCAGUAGUUACAUUGAACAAAUCGAAGAUUAAAUAAAACACGAAGAUAUCCAGCAAAAACUAGAAAGAAUCCAGCGCAACAACAUAUGUUUUACUUAUAAAAUUAUUUUCUUUAUCAGUUUAUCUUACAAUUUUUUUUUAUCAGUUUAUCGAUUGUAUUGUGAAGAGAGUAUUUAUAGAAAAAGAUUAAUUUUACAUGCAUGGUUUAUGACUUCAUGGUUCAAAGAAAUAUGGAUCUAGGACUGGGACCUUGGUUAAAAAAUAUUAAAUUAACAUGUUAUGGUUUAUGAUUCUCAAAGAUUAUUGACCUAGAUCUAGAACUAAUAAGAAAAUAUCAUCACUUCUUCAGCAGUAACUCAAUGACAAUGAGUAGCAGUAGUGACUUAAUUUCUUAAAGAGACUCGAUCUUUCUAGCCUCACCUCUGUUUAAUUAAUUUCCCCAUGCCUAAUUAAGCACUUCAAAAAAAAUAUUCUUAUUUAUUCGAGCUAUAAUGAAUCAUAAUUGUUGUGGUCAUAUUGUUAGUAGAAAUGAAUAUAAAUUACGGGACCAAAUACGAUUUUUUUUAACAUAGGGACCAAAUACGUUUUAUAGUGGGUUUAUAAAUCUGUUUAUAACAACUUUUCUAAGACCACAUUAAUCUGUUUAUAAUAUCAUAUAUAAGUGGCAGCUAUUUCAUGAAGUCGUGGACUACGUAAGAUGUUACGUGUUGUCAUCACAUUGCAGUAUCCAUUCUAUAAAUUAACUUUUUCAUACUUAUGUAUAAGCUAUGUUUAGCUAGAUAAUCUUUACUUUUGCGCAACAUUUGGAAGAAAAAAAUAUUGGUACUUUCGUUAGAUUUUUUUAAAUAUUUUUCGCACGUUUAAUCCACUAGUACCACUACUAACAACAAUAUUUCAGAGCCCUUUAAAAUGUCACCGAUGUCCUUUGACUUCAAGGAUAUUCGAAAAUCCUAAUGACAUUUAAGUAUUUAAUCAACUACAUUUUUUUUAUAACACAAUUAAGUUCUAGCACAUUGUUUGGUCUAAUGAUAACUAGCUACGAAAUCACGUUCUAACAAUUAGUAAACUAUUAAAUCGAUAUGAUCAUGGCGUUGAAAACAAAUAUAAUUUACUAUUUUAUACUAACAUGCUUUUGCAUUCUCUAUUGUUCAAGAGCAUACACU
Molecule: messenger RNA, 6873 nt
Organism: Brassica napus (rape)
Lineage: Eukaryota; Viridiplantae; Streptophyta; Magnoliopsida; Brassicales; Brassicaceae
Product: L-type lectin-domain containing receptor kinase S.4-like
Exons: 1
Coding region: 1880-3925 (681 amino acids)
Biological process (GO): protein phosphorylation
Cellular component (GO): plasma membrane
Molecular function (GO): carbohydrate binding; protein kinase activity; ATP binding
Source: RefSeq, a predicted model, not a curated record